This is a messenger RNA of Sus scrofa (pig), 4968 nucleotides long. RefSeq names its product spalt like transcription factor 4 (gene SALL4). Gene Ontology annotation, biological process: regulation of transcription by RNA polymerase II. Gene Ontology annotation, molecular function: RNA polymerase II cis-regulatory region sequence-specific DNA binding; DNA-binding transcription factor activity, RNA polymerase II-specific. The record is from RefSeq and is a predicted model, not a curated record. Gene Ontology annotation, cellular component: nucleus. NCBI's taxonomy places the organism in Eukaryota, Metazoa, Chordata, Mammalia, Artiodactyla, Suidae.
GUUGUGGUUGGCACUUAAGGGGAGCUUGUUACGGGGGUUGCUUCUUAAGUUAACGCAGGCUGGAGUUUGCAGUUAGCCGGAGCUGGUUGGGAUCUCGGCGGGGCAGUGCGCUCCCUCCGCGAUUUGGGAGGGGGAGUUGCUAUUGAUCGUUUGGCUUGGAGUGGAUGGCUGAGUUGCGCGCGGGCGCCCCCUGGAGACCCAGCCUGGAACCUCGCCCUUGCUGAGAGGCGGGUCCCCAUGCAGGUGCGCCAAUGAACCGCCCGGGGACUGGUGACGAGGUGAGCGCGGACGCAGCGGGGAUAAAGAGGCCUCGGCGAGAGGAGACCCACAUCUGUGAGAAAUGCUGUGCUGAGUUCUUCAGUUUCUCCGAGUUCUUAGACCAUAAGAAGAAUUGCACUAAGACUCCCCCUGUCCUCAUCAUGAAUGACAGCGAGGGGCCGGUGCCUUCGGAAGACUUCCCCGGGGCUGUGCUGAGCCAGCAGCCACACAGCCCAAGCAGGAAGGACACUCACAGCGAGGAGGGGGGCGGCUCCGGGGACACGAAGGAGAAGCCGGGGACCGAGUCCGUUGUGUACUUGAAGACGGAGGCUGCCCUGCCGCCCACACCCCAGGACAUAAGCUAUUUACCCAAAGGCAAAGUGGCCAACACCAAUGUCACGCUUCAAGCACUACGGGGCACCAAGGUGGCUGUGAACCAGCGGAGUGCGGACGCGCCGCCGGCCCCCCUGCCCGGCGCCAACAGCAUCCCCUGGGUUCUGGAGCAGAUCCUGUGCCUGCAGCAGCAGCAGCUCCAGCAGAUCCAGCUCACCGAGCAGAUCCGUGUCCAGGUGAACAUGUGGGCCUCGCACGCCCUCCACUCGGGUGUGGCCGGCGCCGAUGCCCUCAAGACGCUGGGCAGCCACGUGUCCCAGCAGGUGUCGGCCGCCGUGGCUCUGCUCAGCCAGAAAGCGGGAAGCCCGGGUCUGUCUCUGGACACCUUGAAACCAGCCAAGCUACCUCACGCUAACAUCCCUCCCGCCGCCAGCUCCGUGUCCCCAGGGCUGACGCCCUUCGCCCUGAAGCCGGAUGGGACCCGGGUGCUCCCCGGUGUGCUGUCGCGCCUCCCGGGUGCAUUGCUACCUCAGGCCCCGGGCUCUGUGCUCUUCCAGAGCCCCUUCUCCGCGGGGGCGUUAGACCCGUCCAGGAAAGGCAAAGGGAAGCCCCCGAGUGUGUCCCCGGUGGAUGGCAAACCCAAGGACGAGGCCCUCUACAAGCACAAGUGUAAGUACUGUAGCAAGGUUUUUGGGACUGAUAGCUCCUUGCAGAUCCACCUCCGCUCCCAUACCGGAGAGAGACCCUUUGUGUGCUCUGUCUGCGGCCACCGGUUCACCACCAAGGGCAACCUCAAGGUGCACUUUCAUCGACACCCCCAGGUGAAGGCGAACCCCCAGCUUUUUGCUGACUUCCACGACAAGAUGACGGCAGGCAACGGCAUUCCCUGUGCACUCUCUGGCCCCGUCCCCGUAGAUGAACCCGGUCUCUCUUUAGACAGCAAACCUGUCCUUGCGACGGGGACCCCCCAUGUAGGGCUACCUCAGAAUCUCUCUUCGGGGACUCACCCCAAGGACCUCAAGCAAGACCCGCAGCCCGGGCCUUCUCCAGAAAAUGAGAAUGGACCCAUCCUGCCCGGAGGGGGGCCGAACCAUAAUUCCCCCAGGGUUGGUGGCUUCCAAGGGAGUGGGGCACCCGAGCCGGGGUCCGAGACCCUGAAACUGCAGCAGCUGGUGGAGAACAUCGACAAGGCUCCCACCGACCCCAACGAAUGUCUCAUUUGCCACCGUGUCUUGAGCUGCCAAAGCUCCCUCAAAAUGCAUUACCGCACCCACACCGGGGAGAGGCCGUUCCAGUGUAAGAUCUGUGGUCGCGCCUUCUCCACCAAAGGCAACCUGAAGACGCACCUGGGGGUCCACCGGACCAACACGUCCAUAAAGACACAGCAUUCGUGCCCCAUCUGCCAGAAGAAGUUUACCAACGCCGUCCUGUUGCAGCAGCAUAUCCGGAUGCACAUGGGCGGCCAGAUUCCCAACACGCCUCUGCCCGAGAAUCCCUGUGACUUUGCGGGUCCUGAGCCGAUGAUGGUCAGUGAAAACGGCAGUACCGGCGCCGUCUGUCUGGAUGACGUGGAAAGCAUCGACGUGGAUGACGUCUGCGCCCAGGAGGCCCCCAGCAGCUCCUCCAAGGUCGCCGUGCCUCUUCCCGGCGUCCACUCGGCGUCCCCCACUCUGGGGUUGACCAUGAUGGCUUCCCUAGAUGCCCCGGGAAAGGGGGGACUCACUGCCCUUGUCCUGCAGCGACAGAGCAGCCGAGAAAACGGCUCAGUGGAGAGCGAUGGCUUGACCAAUGACUCUUCAUCCUCAGUGAUGGGAGACCAGGAGUACCAGAGCCGAAGUCCAGAUGUCCUGGAGACCACCUCCUUCCAGGCAGUCUCUCCGGCCAAUAGCCAAGCCGAGAGCAUCAAGUCCAAGUCUCCCGAGGUUGGCAGCAAAGCGGACAGCUCCGAGAACAGCCGCACUGAGAUGGAAGGUCGAAGCAUUCCAUCGACGUUUAUCCGAGCCCAGCCCACCACCUACGUCAAAGUUGAAGUUCCUGGUGCAUUUGUUGGUCCUGCGACCAUGUCCCCAGGUAUGACACCGUUGUUAGCGGCCCAACCCCGACGACAGGCCAAGCAGCACGGCUGCACGAGGUGCGGGAAGAACUUCUCAUCUGCCAGUGCUCUGCAGAUUCAUGAGCGCACUCACACUGGGGAGAAGCCUUUUGUGUGUAAUGUAUGCGGGCGAGCCUUUACCACCAAAGGCAACUUGAAGGUCCAUUACAUGACGCAUGGGGCCAACAACAGCUCGGCGCGCCGCGGGCGGAAGCUGGCCAUCGAGAACACCAUUGCUCUGUUAGGGACGGACGGAAAGAGAGUCCCCGAGAUGUUCCCCAAGGAAAUCCUGGCCCCUUCGGUGAACGUGGACCCUGUGGUGUGGAACCAGUACACCACCCUACUCAACGGUGGGCUGGCCAUGAAGACCAAUGAAAUCUCCGUGAUCCAGAGCGGUGGCAUUCCCACCCUCCCGGUGUCCCUGGGGGCCAGCUCCGUGGCCGCUAACACCGCGCUCUCCAAGAUGGAUGGUUCGCAGUCAGCGAUCAGCGCCGAGGCCGAGAAGCCCGGCGCCGCCGACGGGGGCGCCGCCAAACACCAGUUUCCUCACUUCCUGGAAGAAAACAAGAUCGCGGUCAGCUGAGCUAAAGGAGCACGCGCAUGCGCGCCAGGGAGCGAUGCAGGCAGUGACCUCUCUCCAUCUGUACCUUUUUUUCAGUUUGGUUUUUUUUAAAGACCCCAUCUCCCAUUUGUUUUCUUAUUGAUGUGCAAAUAAUGUUUACAGUUGUGACCACAACCUCAGGCACGUCCUUCAAUCCCAGUGUUGCUAUGCUGCUUUGCAAAAACACAAACAGCAUUCAUGCGAAAAACAGAUACAGACUAGUUGGUUUGGUUUUGUUUUGUUUUGUUUUUUUAAUUUUGGAAAGAAGCGGGUCUUGCAAAGUAGUUUUGUUACUUGCAACAAACUAUACAUAAAACCUUUGUACCACCCAGAGCAACUGUUUCCAAAGACUGUCCCCUAUUUCAAGUUGGAAGGUGUUGAACCACCAUGGAGAAGACAACUGUUUAGCCUGUUUGGAGGGGGUGGGGGGUGGGGACUGUGUGUCUGGGGUGACUGUAUGCAGGUACAUGGACAAGGUCUGUCUUCUCUUUAGGAACCUAUUUUGUAUUCUCCCAACCCUUCACCCACCCACCCAACUCCCCUCUUUUUUUUUUUUUCUCCCUCAUUUUUGAAUGUACUUGUUUUUUUUUUUUUAAACCAAGGUUGUAGAAUUCCAAAAGUUUUUUCAGCCUUGGCACCUUAAGUAGGAUGCCCUCAGGUGGACUGAUUUGUGUCCUUGGAGUGUCAGUGCUUGUGUUGCUGCUUAUUUAAAUACAGUUCAGGUGGAGCCCCAAGCGUGCCAACACCCUCCCUCUGCUUUCCAGAUGCUUCCUUCUUCCUAAGCCGGGAGAGGGUGAGCACCUGUGCAGGGAACCUUAGGUGACUUAAUUCCGUUCACCAGUGCCUCCUCCGUCGAAGAGCUGGGUCUCCAUUCUUCAAGAAACAAACUCUUGGAAGGGUGUCCUUCUUAUUCUCUGCUAAUAACUUCUUAGCCUGAUUUAUACCCCAGUUUCCUUGAUGAUGACUUGCUGCCAAGUAAUUAUGAAGACUUUGUUUUUUCCUGAUUAUUGCAUGAAGGCUACCAAGUUGGAACAGGCAAGUCCUGGAUGUGAAAGCUUUAAUUUAUCUACCUCAUUUAUUUGUUAUUUUUGUAGCGAUAGUCUCUAUUUUCCUAUUGGAUGACCGCUGAAGUGUUCCAAGGCCCUGUCUCAAACCUAAGAGUUGCUGUAUUGGUGGGAACAGCUGGACGUUCGGGAUGUAGAUGUCUUUGUGCUUCUCUUUUUCUUAAUCCCCUUUUUGUAUAUGUAAUAUGAAACCGAUGAUGAAGCGUUACUCAAAAGGAUUUAACAAGGAAGGAGAAAGACCCACAUUUCUGGGCGGAGAAGUUUCUGCCCCUCUUUGUGGAAGAGCGGACUGUGACUAUUACCAAAAGUUUGUCUCUCCGUGAUUGCACCCGUCUUUAGGAUCCAAAAAAAAACAAAAAAAAACAAAAAAAACUUUUUUUCCCUUUUUUGCCAAGUUGUGCCUUUCCUUCUGGAAUUGUAAGUGAUCACAAUAAUAGUACCUGUUUACACUGUGAAGUGGAUAUUGUUACAGAAGACACCACCAGAGGCUUUCUCACUUGUUAAGCUAAUAAAUAAUGCCUUGUUGAAUGUAUGAUCUACGGAGAAACCCCUGUAGUUUUACCUGCUGAUGCUGUCCGUCUGUCUGGAGAAUAAAUUUUGGAUGGUUCUUUUUUCCCCUA